Eleginops maclovinus (Patagonian blennie) is the source of this 1837-nucleotide messenger RNA. RefSeq names its product sorbitol dehydrogenase (gene sord). The transcript has 9 exons. Lineage: Eukaryota; Metazoa; Chordata; Actinopteri; Perciformes; Eleginopidae. Gene Ontology annotation, molecular function: L-iditol 2-dehydrogenase (NAD+) activity; zinc ion binding. Bases 155 to 1219 code for a protein of 354 amino acids. Gene Ontology annotation, biological process: D-sorbitol catabolic process. The record is from RefSeq and is a predicted model, not a curated record.
CCAGCCCCUCCAUCAGGAAGUUGUAGCCUUCUGCAGGUUUCUUGUUGUACUUUGACACUUCGCCCAAUACCCAAAAGGAGAGUGUCUCUUUGGACUGUGUUGUUUUGUCUGCAUUAGCUUCACUCAGUAACGUCUGCUCAGUGUUGCGUCUUUCAUGGCGGGGGGAAAUCUGUCGGUGGUGCUGCACGCCCAGAAAGACCUCCGGCUGGAACAUCGCCCGAUCCCGGAGCCAGGGCCUAAUGAUGUUUUGCUGCAGAUGCACUCUGUAGGAAUCUGUGGAUCAGAUGUCCACUACUGGCAGAACGGCCAAAUCGGGGACUUUGUCCUCACCAAACCGAUGGUGUUGGGACACGAGGCAGCAGGGCGUGUGGUUAAGGUCGGAUCAGCAGUCAAGCAUCUUAAAGUGGGUGACCGAGUGGCCAUUGAGCCAGGGGUGCCCCGCGAGAUGGACGAGUUCUUUAAAAAAGGAAGAUAUAACUUGUCUCCUACCAUCUACUUCUGCGCCACACCUCCUGAUGAUGGCAAUCUGUGCCAAUACUACAAGCACAGUGCCAACUUCUGCUACAAGUUGCCUGAUAAUGUGACAUUUGAGGAGGGAGCUCUAAUCGAACCUCUGUCUGUGGGGAUACACGCCUGUCGCAGAGCCGGUGUUACUCUGGGCACCACCGUGCUCAUCUGUGGUGCAGGGCCUAUUGGGUUGGUCUCCUUGCUUGUGGCCAAAGCGAUGGGGGCAUCGCAGGUCAUCAUCACAGAUCUGUCCCCCGAGCGUCUGACCAUAGCCAAAGAGUUGGGAGCAGACUUCCAGCUGACGGUGAAGAGAGGAGACGCUCCCCAGCAGCUCGCCAAGAGUGUCGAGGAGAAGCUGGGCGAUCAGCCUCACGUUACUAUUGAGUGUUCUGGAGUGGAGAGCAGCAUUCAAACCGCCAUCUAUGCCACAAAAGCAGGUGGAGUGGUGGUGCUGGUGGGUCUCGGAUCUGAGAUGGCCAAUAUUCCUCUGAUCCAUGCUGCCGUAAGAGAAGUGGACAUCAGAGGAGUUUUCCGCUACUGCAACACCUGGCCGAUGGCAGUAGCCAUGUUGGCGUCAGGGAAAGUGAAUGUGAAGCCCCUGGUGACCCACCGCUUCCCCCUGGAGCAGGCGGUGCAGGCCUUUGAGACCACGCGUCAGGGUCUUGGGAUAAAGGUCAUGUUAAAAUGUGACCCGAAUGACCAGAAGCCCUGACCCACUGCAGGGAAACAGACCUGAACGACUCAGAAUGACAAGCAGACACAAACACAGGCUGGACGUUGACCCUAGAGUAGAUAACAGUGAGUUCAAAGAGACAGACUGCUUACAGAGCUGAGAAGUGACAGGCCGCAUGUCAGAGGUAACCAACAUCCAAUGGUACGAGAAAUUACUGAAUAACUUUACACUCUUUUGUGUAACCAUCAUUUUCAAAUCGUUUAGUUGUGUGAGCGUACCGGCUCAUGCUUGGGUUAAAAAGAUGGAAGGAGAGGAGGGAUUGCAAUAAAACGGUGUUUACACAACAAAAAGACAGCCGCUAUGGGCCAAAAAUAACCAAAAACGUGCCCGCUGUUGUCUGCCUCGGGUACUGGAGACGACUGGCUCCCAGUCUACAGCAAGACCCCAACCAGGUUACCAACUUGCUUUUAUUUAGUGACUCAUUACCUGAUUCUGAUCAGCUGUCUGUCCUCCGGCUGAGCCAUUCCCAUCACUCCAGCAGCCGGCGCCCUAACCACAGGUUGUUUAUCAUUUGUUCCAUUAUACAUUUUUCAUUAUUUUACAUAUGGCGAUUGUAAGGAAAAUAAAUAAAUCAUACAAUUUAAAUGGGUUUUUGUU